Molecule: messenger RNA, 608 nt
Organism: Paramecium sonneborni
Lineage: Eukaryota; Ciliophora; Oligohymenophorea; Peniculida; Parameciidae
Source: the annotation of a GenBank genome assembly
AUGGUCUUAUAUCAUUCUAGGAUGUCAAACGAUCCAGAAGAGNAGUUGGUGAAUUAAAAAAAGUCUGGAAGGUAUUUUGAUUUUAAAUUCAAGCAUGAAGAAUCAGAUAAAUUGUAUUGUGAAGAAAUUGAUAUUGGAGGAGAAAUUAGAUAAAUAGCAUCAGGAUUAUAAUAAUUUGUGCCUAUUGAAGAAAUGACAGGAUAAGUUUUAGUAUUAGUAAAUCUUAAAGCAAGAAAAUUGGCAGGUAUAUUACAUCUUUAUUUUAUUUAGGUUUUAUGUCUAAUGGUAUGGUUUUAUGUGCAUCUGAUGCAGCUCAUACAAAAGUAGAAUUGAUGAGACCUGCUCCUGGAAGUAAAUUAGGAGAGAGAGUCAAAAUACAAGGACAUGAAAAUAUCUUCAAGGAUGAAAAAGAAGAUGUUUUAAAUCCAAAAAAAGGAUAAUGGGAAAAAGUUGCCCCACUUUUGAAGACAAAUUAAGAUCUUUAAGCAGUUUUUGAUGGUAUUAAAAUAUAAUAUUAAUUUUAGGACAUCUAUUAAUAACAUCAUAAGGUCCAAUUAUUAGCAAGACAUUAGCUAAUUCAAACAUAUCUUGAGAAAUAUAUAUAAAAG